This is a messenger RNA of Cygnus atratus (black swan), 728 nucleotides long. RefSeq names its product chromosome 18 C17orf67 homolog (gene C18H17orf67). The record is from RefSeq and is a predicted model, not a curated record. The transcript is spliced from 4 exons. NCBI's taxonomy places the organism in Eukaryota, Metazoa, Chordata, Aves, Anseriformes, Anatidae. The coding region runs from base 29 to 301 and encodes 90 amino acids.
GAACAGACUGAGAGAAAGCAGAAUCAAAAUGAAGAAGUUACUUGUGUUUAUCUUCUUUCUGGUCCUCAUGACCACUUUUACAGAGACUUCACCAAUUUUGACUGAAAAAGAAGCCAAACAGAUUCUGAGAACUCGUCGUGAAGACAGACGAAGAAAAGCUGGUUUCCCUGAUGAGCCAAUGAGGGAGCAUAUGCUUUACAUCCAGCGCUUGGAGCAGAGAUCAGAAGAACAAUUCCUUGAACACUGGUUGAAUCCACAUUGCUUCCCACACUGCAACAGGGAUUUAGUCCAUCCAAUCUAACGGUUUUGGCUACCCUGCAAUUGGUCUCUUCAUGGUCACUGAAGAGGAUACGUAUUAUGAUUGUGUUAAGGACAAGGUUAUUCCUGCAUUGGCUAUGUGCUCAUUGUAGAGCUGAACCUCUUUGCAAUACAGUACAAUCCUAGUGAUAUGGCAAAAGUUCCAAACAUAAAUGGCUAGAUAUAUUAUAGACCAACAUACAUAUUCUACCAGUAGGAAAAACAAGUAUUGCAUGCAUAGAUAAAUAAAUCAAGGGUUUCCUCCAAGUUCUGAGGAAUGGGCAAGGAAAAAUCACCAAUUAGUCCUCAAGUAAACUGAAGGCCACCUUUCUGGACUUUGGAGGAAACAUUAAUUUUAGCUUUGUAGGUUAAAAACCAAAAUUGUAUGAAGACACAACAUUUAUGCAACACUGAUCUAUGUUUCAUUGCCU